Scophthalmus maximus (turbot) is the source of this 1636-nucleotide messenger RNA. Its product is annotated as DBIRD complex subunit ZNF326. Gene Ontology annotation, molecular function: zinc ion binding; DNA binding. The transcript is spliced from 11 exons. The record is from RefSeq and is a predicted model, not a curated record. Bases 134 to 1483 code for a protein of 449 amino acids. Gene Ontology annotation, cellular component: nucleus. NCBI's taxonomy places the organism in Eukaryota, Metazoa, Chordata, Actinopteri, Pleuronectiformes, Scophthalmidae.
CCGUGUGUUGCAGGAUGCUGCCCCCUGUCGGAAGGUCUGAGCAUCUGUUCACCAGCGCUGUGAUGGCGAACUAGCCUCAGUCCACACACACACAACAUGCAAACUUAUCUGCUCCUGUCAACGCCACUGAAUCAUGAACCGUCUCAAUAAUGUUCCGGCACACAACCGGAUGCCUGGGAGGGUGCCCAAAGACUUCACGGAAGCUAUGAAACGUAUCCCAGUCAAGGCAGCAGAUAACUCCACCUUCAAGCCUCCAGAGAAGCCUGCGAAGACACGACCGUCCCAGAAGAGAACAGCAAAAUCCUCUGCUUGUAAAUGGAAGUCUUCAUUCAAACCAUUAGGAGGAGAAGAAGAUGAUGACUCUCAGGACUCGAGCACAAGCACUUCAGAAAAUGUUGAACUUUAUAACCCUUAUGAGCCUGACUCGUCAGACUCUGAAGUUCACAACGACUACUCAUCCGAUCAAAACCAGGACCAGGACCAGGACCAGGAUCAGGAUCAGGACAACAACCUAGAACGACUGCGUUUGUCUCCUGCCAGAGGCUGCCUUGACGACCGCCACUGGGAAGCCUCCUACGCUGAGCCAGGGAGCCGACUCUUUGACAGACACGACUUAUCCCCUGAACCCAGACCCAGAGAGAGUCGAGGUCACAGUUCAGGUCGUAGACGAGCUUUAAGCCCACCCACUGAACCACUCGACCGACCGGAGUAUGGCUCCAUAAGAAGACCUGUGGACCACAGGGUCCGCAGCCCUGACAGGAUUGUUCGCAGCCCCUCCACCCAAGAGUUUCCUGCAUCUUAUAGGGGACAGAAGACCAAUGGAGAGGAGAGGAUAAGAGGGCCAGAACACAGGAGAGAGAUUACCAGCACUGUGAGAUUAGCCCCACCCAGGUUACAGCAUAAUUAUAAACAUCAGUUGGGGCUAAUGGAAAAAGGUCUUGACCAUAUCCCGCCUGCCACAGAGAGAACAAGAAACAGAAGCAAAAAUAUGAUAAUAGACAAUAGGAACCCCAUCUCCUGCGAACUUUGCUGUGUUCAGCUGGCCAAUGGACAGGAGCUAGAGGAUCACUUGGACAGCAGAAGCCACUGGGGCACACUGGAGUACAUUCAACAGAAUAAUGAUUACGAUGAUCUUUCUAUAGCUUUCCUGCAGGACGUCAUGUUGUAUAAAAGCGGCCAAUGUAGCCGAGCCAUAGAGGAUAGUGCUCUUCAAGCAAGACUUGCAUUAUCAGCUCUGCAGGUAAACGACCACAUGACAAAGGUGGAAAUGUUCCACUGUGCAGCCUGCAACCUCCUCGUAUCCACAUCUGCAUCCGCGGUGCAGACCCACAUUACCUCUCAGGAACACCUCUCCAACACAAAGGAGUUUAAAGUGCAGCAGAGACGUACUUGCCUUGAAAAAGCUGGAACAAUAAUAAAUGAGCUGAAACCUCAGUUUGAACACUUCAUACAGGGUGACAGCACAUCCGAAUGUUGGGAAUGACCGAGCCCUCAAACGACUGUUUACAGAGAUGCUGUUCGCUUUAGAUGAAGAGAAAUGGACUGGAACCACCUAAACGCUAUAUCCAUCACAGAGCUCAACUCUUUUUGUGCCAUUUGGCAUUAUUUAGAAUAAAGGAAAGCAUCUGGAAUCCAA